CAGGAAUGUUCCGUAAACACAUGGUUGGAUAUCAAAAUGUAAUUUUCUGGAGAUUCUUACUGCAUAUCCCAGAAGGCGUUUCGCCCACCUACACGCCAAUGACGUAGCUACGGCUUCCGGGUUAUUUACUUUAAGGUUAUUUGUGAGGCGUGAUGCCGUGCUGGGCUUCAUUCAUGAAGUUAUGUCUUCAUACAUUUGUAAACGUGCAAAGUCCCCACCAUAACUGAGAAGUGAAGAGGAAAUAGGGAUUGAAAACAAUGUACAGACGGCUGCUGCGGUGUGGUGCAUGUUCCUGUAGGAUCUUCCACCACAUGCAGAAAGGUGCUCUGAAGGUACCGUCAUGUAAGCCGCCGAUGUCCUUUAUGAUUUGGGGCAUUGCUUUGCGGAAAUACUGCAUAAACGGCCACGGCGAUCUACUGAAGAACCAGCCUGUUCAACAGUAUUUACAAAGUCUGACUAAGGAAUAUCGUCACAUUACACAGAAGUUACAAAAUGGACAGUGUAAUGAGUACGAAAGAAAGGCGUUGAACAAAAGACAGGUUGAACUCCUACCGAUAGAAACAGCUUUUCAAAAUAUGGAAAGCGCAAUGAAUGACUUAAAGGAGCUGGAAGCGAUUUUGCAGAGCAGCGUAGAAGAGAAAGACCGGCACAUGUUGGAGCUUCUGAAAGACGAACAUGCUGAGAUGUCAAAGCGGCUUCAAGCACUUAAAGCAGAACUGAUCCAGACAAUGAUACCUUGCGACAGACUCGACAGCAGCAGUGAUGUCAUUCUGGAAGUGGUGUCAGGAAGAACGACAGGAGGUGACAUCUGCCAGCAGUUCACAGAGGAAGUGUUUGAUAUGUAUAGUAGAUUUUCAAGUUACAAAAACUGGGAUUUUGAAGUCUACAAUUACACUCCUGCUGAUUACGGAGGACUGCAUCAUGCAGCGGCUAGAGUCUCUGGGGAGAAUGCCUACAAAUUCCUGAAGUACGAGGGUGGAACUCACCGAGUUCAGAGGAUCCCUCAAGUUGGCCUGUCUUCUAGAAUGCAAAGGAUCCACACGGGGACAACCACAGUUAUUGUCCUCCCCCAGCCAAGCAAGAUAGACCUGGACAUAGACCCCAAGGAGCUUCAGGUUGACACUUUUCGAUCUAGUGGAGCGGGAGGACAGAGCGUCAAUACAACAGACAGCGCUGUCAGAAUAGUCCAUGUUCCAACAGGGAUAAAAGUGGAGUGCCAAGAGUCUCGGUCCCAGCUGCAGAAUCGGGACACUGCCAUGCGGCUGUUAAGGGCCAAGAUCUACCAGUGGAUAACAGACCAAGAGCAAGAGAAAAGCGACGCCACACGCAAGCACCAGAUAGGAACCCGUUCUCAGUCGGAGAGAAUCCGUACCUACAACUUCACCCAGGACCGUGUGACGGAUCAUAGGAUAGGACACGUGACACGUGACAUCAAGGGGUUCCUGCGAGGGGGAGAGAUCCUGGACCAGCUGAUCACAGAGCUGAUGCAUCACGCUGAAAGGACAGCGCUACUGGAGUUAGCACAAAACACCAACUCAGAAUAAUUGCUGUGACCCUGGACUUGCAGACUGUGAAAGCCAAGGAAGUAAACAGUACUGUAAUGUAAGCAAUGUUGCUAUUGUUUAUGUGUGUCUAGAAGUAUUGCGUGCUUUGCACACAAAUCACUAGAAAUUAAGAAAUUUAGUGAAAGUUUGACAUUUUCUUUAAUGGAUGGAAAAUUUACCAUAGAAAAAUUUGCUGCAAACAGUAUUUGUAAAUAUGCAAAUCGGUCUGUGAAAUAUAUAAUAUGAUUUAAACAUA
This is a messenger RNA of Paramormyrops kingsleyae, 1800 nucleotides long. It is a transcript of the gene mtrf1, whose product is annotated as mitochondrial translational release factor 1. Gene Ontology annotation, molecular function: translation release factor activity. The record is from RefSeq and is a predicted model, not a curated record. Gene Ontology annotation, cellular component: mitochondrion. Lineage: Eukaryota; Metazoa; Chordata; Actinopteri; Osteoglossiformes; Mormyridae. Gene Ontology annotation, biological process: mitochondrial translational termination.